Protopolystoma xenopodis is the source of this 354-nucleotide messenger RNA. The record is from the annotation of a GenBank genome assembly. Lineage: Eukaryota; Metazoa; Platyhelminthes; Monogenea; Polystomatidea; Polystomatidae.
AUGGUGCUACGAAUAACAAAACUCAUUGACGAUGCUGACUACGAUGCCGGCGAAACGUUUGGGAAUGUACCACGUCCACGGUCCGACUUUGGAAAUGAUUAUGUGUGCAAUGGACUCCGGGCUAGGUACGUUCCUCUAAGUCUUCUUACCAAUAUGACCAAGUUGCGAAAACAGGGUCAAACAACUUUUAAACCAUUUAUAUGUCUUCUCAAUCGUCUUCAUCAGAUUGAUGAACUAGAUAUAAAUGCAGCAUUAGCUCAGAAGCAGCGUACUGCUGUGCUUCAAUUCUGCUCAGCUAAACCUGAACGUCACUCUCCUGCACUUUGCUUGACAUCGGACCUUAUGUUUUUUUGA